CUCGUCCGCCGCAGUCUUUCUCCAUCCAGAUCUCUCAUCUGCACCCAUCUAUACGAGUUGCUUCACUGCAGCGGCUUUUCCUUCUGUCUGUCCUCGUUCUCGGUGUUCAGAGUGUGCCCAGCCGCCAGACCCACAGAUCUCCGCAUCGGCAUGAACCGCUGAGCCGUCGGGUAGACAGCCCUUCAUCAUCAGCCGCCCCGCUAUCUCGUGCUUCUGUUGCAUGGAUGCGUCCAUCCAUCCGCCGCUCUCUUCUGAGGUCUAUUAGUACUGCUCCGUCUGAUCAGAGGCUCAUCAUCAACAGAAGGCCGGCGGGGACAACGCGGGGAUUUUCCUCAUUCGUCGCUAUGAGUGCAGCGGCUGCCACCGCGGCUGCCGAGCUUCCCUCGGCCAAUGUGUUGUCGUCCGAGAAGAGUCCCUAUCUGCUGCAGCACGCCCACAACCCCAUCCACUGGUACCCCUGGGGCAGUGAGGCCUUCGCAAGGGCGCAGCGGGAGGACAAGCCGGUGUUCCUGAGUGUGGGGUACAGCACCUGCCACUGGUGCCACGUCAUGGCGGAGGAGUCAUUCGAGGAUGCUGAAAUCGCAAAGUUCCUCAAUGAGAACUUCAUCUCUAUCAAGGUCAGGAACAGGCAGCUCUAUCAGCUCGUGGGAGCGUCAACACCUAGUGCGAUGUGUUUGGCUGGCAGGUUGAUCGCGAGGAGCGUCCUGACGUCGACAACACGUACAUGCAGUACAUCAUGGGCUUCACAGGGAGGGGAGGCUGGCCCAUGAACGUCUUCUGCACACCACACGGUAGGUACAAACACUGGUAGAUCGAUCAGAUAGAUCAGCCGACCACUUGAGAUGCAUGGGAUGGCCAUCGUCUGUCUAGUCAUAUCCGAUGGAUGCGAUGCGAUGCAUGCUGCGAUGCGCUAAUGUAAUCCAGGCAAGCCGUUCUUCGGCGGUUUGUAUUGGCCUCCCGCGGACAAGACGGUGGAGUCGACAGGCCCCGACGGCGAGCUGCGCAGCACCGUCCGGAUGGGUUUCCUGACCAUACUCACCAAGAUACUCGACGUGUGGAACAACAACAGGGACAAGAUUGAGGAUGACUCCACCGCCAUUGUGGAUGCUCUACAGCAGGUGAGGUGCCUACACUAACUACAUGAAAUGCAUUGACGAGCGGAGAAUGGAUGAAUGAGCUAUGGAUCUGAUCGUCUGAGUGAGUGAGUGCUAUGUCAUUCAUGUCUGUGCUGUGUGUGUCAUGUACGUCAGGCUGAGAUGCGGGGCAACUCGAAGACAGCCUUCGCGGAGACCCUGGAAGACAUCGUCAAGUGAGUGCAUUGAUGGCCAGCCAUCACACACCACACAUCCGUGCCAUCUCACUCAUGUUGUCCCUUGUCUGUCUGCCGUGUGUGUGUGGCCUUGCCUUGCAGCAUGUACAAGAUCCACGUCUUGUCAUCCGAGAUAGAGGAGGCGUUCGACACCCAAUGGGGGGGAUUCGGCCCAGCGCCCAAAUUCCCCAGACCAGUGCUGCUGCAGUACCUGUUGCGUGUGUACUUCCGGCUUUCGUCCACCCCAGCAAUGAGGGAAGACCCCGCCACUGCCGAGAAGGCGGCCAAGAUGCUGCACAUGGUGACCCACACGCUCACCAAGAUGGCGCAGGGCGGCAUGUACGAUCACCUGGGUGGCGGCUUCCACCGCUACUCGGUCGACCAGAUCUGGCACGUCCCCCACUUCGAGAAGAUGCAGUACGACCAGAGCCAGCUCGUCGCCAUCUACACCGACGCCUACAAGAUCCUCAACAAGGAGGGGGCGAGCAGGAGCACCGAGGCAAAGCUGUACAAGGGCAUUGUGCAGGAGACCAUCGCCUAUGUGCUGCGGGAGCUGCGGGACACCAAGGGUGGCUUCUACUGCGCACAGGACGCCGACAGUGUGGCGGCCAGCGGCGAGCACAAGGGAGAGAAGAAGGAGGGCGCCUUCUACGUGUGGACCAGACCACAGGUCGGGGGGAACGACCAACGGCGGGCGCUGCGGUCGGUCAGGACCUGACUGACGUGCGUGUUGGUCGACUGGGUGGAAUGCAGGUUGUGGAGGUGCUUGAGGGUGCGUCUGUGGACGGCCUGAGUGCUGACGAUCGCCGGGAGAUGAUCGACCUCUUCUGCCACGUCUUCGGCAUCACCGACGAGGGCAACGUUAAGCCAUUCAGCCAGGUGGGCAAGGCACUCACGAGAGAGCGACAUGGAUGGCACCACAUCAUUUCCCUCCCUGACGUGACGUCCGUUGUGUUUAACAGAGCGACCCCAUUGGCGAGUUCAAGGGGCAGAACGUGCUCUUCCAGAACGGCUCCUUCCCGUCCCUGGUGGAGAGCUUCUACGAGCAGCGGGAGAGGGAGGCCGACAUGGACCGUGCCAAGUCGCUCAUCUCGACGGCUAAGUCGCUUCUCUUUGCGCACCGCAGGGGCCGCCCCGCCCCUGGAUGUGACGACAAAGUGCUGACCGGAUGGAACGGCCUCAUGAUAUCGGCACUGGGUAUUCCAGGAAACACCACACCGGCCGCGAGAACGAACGAUGGAAUCAAAAGCGCACCUGUGUUGUGUGAUGUGGUGUGUGUAGCUGGUGCGCAUGGCGUGGUCGAGCCCCCUUCUGGCCAGCCGGCCGAUCUCUAUCUCACGCGAGCCAUAGAGGCGGCCGACUUCAUCCGCACACACAUGAUGGAGAGGACCACAGUGAUGACGACAGUGGGGGGCAAGGAGAGGCCAGCCGAGGUGCUGCUGCUCUACCGAGCCUACCGGGAGGGCCGUGGUCGUGUGUUGGGUUUCUGCGACGACUAUGCAUUCUACGUCCAGGCCCUGCUGGACCUUUAUGAGGCCUCAGGCGGCGACCUGCAGUGGCUCAGGCUCGCCAAAGAAGUCCUCGAGUCACAGGUGCGAAUGGAUGGAUGGACACAGGACAGGGGACGGGUGAAGGGGGCGGAACAGACCAGUGAGUGCAGUGCGGGAUAUGUGUGUGUGUGUGUGUGUGUGUGUGUUGAGGCAGGUUCUCCUGUUUUGGGAUGAGGAGGGAGGUUUCUGGAGCGAGCCGCAGAUGGCAUCGUCCUCCCACGCCCCCACGACCACCACCCUCACCAACAUCACCGACCCCUCCAGCCCCCUGGGCGUCUUCCUCAGGACCAAAUACGUCUACGACGGCGCGGAGCCGUCGCCCAACGGCGUGAGUGCAAUGAAUUUGCUGAGGAUGGAUGCACUGCUGCAGCGUCAGGACAAGCAGGGGGUGGAGCACGACAGCCCAUACCUGAGGAAGGCCAGGCUGCUGCUGGGCACCCUGUUCGAGAAGAUGCCUGGGGAGGGCAUGCCGCAGAUGUACGUGGCCGCCGACUGGCUCACAUGGAGAGAUGAACUCGCCAUCAAACAGGUCGGUCGCUGCAGCCAGCCAUGCAUCCAUCCAUCCAUCUGAUCUGCCCUGGGCAAGGCCAGCACAUCCCUCACCUCCACGUGUGUGUCUCGCCUCGCCCGCCUCAGAUAUUGUUCUUGGGUGACCAGUCGUCUGUUGAGGCGCUCCAUCGGGCGUUCAAGUCGCGGUUUCUGCCCACGAGUGUGGUGCACUUCAUGACGUCGGGCGAGCAGAGGGAGUUUUUUCGCGACGCGACGCCGCACCUGACAGAUGAGGAGGGUGGUGGGGAUGUGAAGCCCCAGAUGGUCGUGUGUGAGGGCCGGACGUGCCAGCGGCCAUGCAUGACUGUCGACGAUGUACAUGCGCUGCUUGACAGAUAGAUAGGGAUGGCUGGCUAAGGAGGGA
Messenger RNA from Vitrella brassicaformis, 3772 nucleotides. The record is from the annotation of a GenBank genome assembly. NCBI's taxonomy places the organism in Eukaryota, Vitrellaceae.